ACGCCCCCGUCGGACUAGCAGGGGCUUCUCCACUUACUCCACCAAGACCAGAGGAGGACUACAUCGCUGUCUGGUCCUCCAAACCCACUCUCGCGUGUCUUUUCUGCACUUUUAUUUUAUUUUUUUACUGGAGUUUAACGCCAAGUUGGGCUUGCUGAACCCCCCCCCCCCUUCCCCCUCACACACCGUAACGUGUCCGGUUGUGAUUCCUAAUGCAAAACCUCGCAUAUCCAUGUGGAAACCUUCGCCAAACUUGAUUGGGAUUAUGAAUUUUGUGUGAGGAACGGAACGAGCGAAAGGGGGAUCUUCUCCGGAGCACUUCGGCAUGUAGCGGGCACCUGUCCAUCUACCCGAACAUCUGGUGGGAAUGGGCCAGCGCCUGGCCAGAGUGCAUCUCUCCACCCGGUGGUACGGCCGGCAUCGUGCGAGAGUGAGGGGGGCGGCGGCCAGAUCGUAAAAGGCCAGGUCCCCUCUUACUCUCCCGUCGUUUUUAUUUUAUUUAUUUUUUUGGUGACCCUUCCACCCUGCCAGCGAUGCCAUUCCGGCUGAAGCUGCGGCGCACACGGCGCUAUAACGUCCUGAGCAAGAACUACUUUGUGACGCGCAUUCGUCUGCUGGACAGCAAUGUGAUCGAAUGCACUCUGUCGGUGGAGAGCACGGGGCAGGAGUGCCUGGAAGCCGUGGCCCAGCGGCUGGAACUCCGGGAGACCCACUACUUCGGCCUGUGGUUUCAAGGGAAGAACCAGACCCCGGCGCAGCGCUGGGUGGAGCUGGAGAAGCCCCUCAAGAAGCAACUGGACAAGUUUGGCAACGAGCCGCUGCUGUUCUUCGGCGUGAUGUUCUACGUCCCCAGCGUGUCUCGCCUGGAGCAGGAAGCCACAAGGUAUCAGUAUUACCUUCAGGUGAAGAAGGAACUGUUGGACGGACGCCUCCACUGCACGGUGGAGCAGGGCAUCCGACUCGCCGGCCUGGCAGUACAAGCUGACUUUGGGGAUUUCACUCAGUUUAUGUCUCAGGACUUCCCCAGGGAGUACGUGCUCUUCCCGGUGAACUGGCCUAAUGGAGAUGAGGUGCUGGAGGAGUGGACUCAGAAGGUUGCAGAGGAGCACAAGAGCCAUUGCCGAAUGCAAGCAGCCGAGGCCGAGCUCUUGUACAUCAAGGAGGUGGAGAAACUGGACGGCUUUGGCCAGGAAAGCUUCCUUGCUAAGGACAACUACACCAACGAUAUUUUCAUCGGCAUGUCGUUCAUCGGGGUGUUUGUCAAACACAGAAACGGGAGGUCCAUCAUGCUCCACAGGUGGAAGGACAUCGGCACCAUAGCGCACAACAAGUCAGCCAUCACAGUGGAGAUAACGAGCAGGGAUGACACCAUCAUUUUUCACACGGAGGACAUGGAAAUGGCAAAGUACAUCGCUCGCCUUUUCACGGCCAGACACAAGUUCUACAAACAGAACAAGAUCUGUGCGGAGCCCACUCAUUCCCCGGCGCCCAUCAGAAGGCGACCCACCUGGACUCACCGCCUCUCUCUGCCUUGGCCGCAGACCUGUAACUUCCAGACCAUGCAUUCCCAGUAUGGAGAACAUUAUCAGGACACACAGAGCUCUCAAGAUAGUAUCUUCCACGAUGACCCGUACUACAAGUCCCAGACCAGCCUGGACCACUGCCAAGUGGACUUCCCCUUCCGCAACGGCAGCAUGUACAGCAGCCCCAGCCUGAGCUCCCUCAACCACUCGCAGACUUUCAUCCCGCCCUCGCCGCUCUCCUCCAACCUCAGCAUCCCGGCCAGCGAGCUCAUGCGGCCCGACUACAUCCCCAGCCACCGCCACAGCGCCAUCAUCGCUCCGUCCUACCGCCCCACGCCCGAGUACGACGCCGUCAUGCGGCAGAAGCGCCGCAUCCUCCCCGCGCACCACGACCUCCACAGCCAGUCGCUGCGCAGUCUCAACAUCAGCAACGCCUGCGCCUACCGCCAGCCUGAGGCCCUGGUGUACAGCCAGCCCGAAAUGAGGGAGCGGGCGCCGUACCACGGACUCGGACCCGGUCCUGGACCUUACACGCAGAUCAGCUACAGCAAGCCGGUGUCUCACGGCCCCCACCAGGGAGGACCAGCCAGCAGUCAGGGGCCGUGUCAUUCGCCUUGCAUCAACGGAGGCGGCGUUGUCGGCGUUGGAAGUUCAAUAUCUCACACCGUCAGCACACCUGAGCUCGCUAACACCAAACAGCAAGGGACAAAUCCUGGGAACUACGGCGCCGCGCCUCACGUCAUGAGAAACCACAUAUCGCGGCCUCCCCCGCCGUACUCCUCCACCCCCUUCCGGCCCGCCACCAGCACGCCGGACCUGGCGAGCCACCGCCUCCGCUGCAUCGGGGGCAGCAGUCCGGAGCUGGUGACCCGCAUGGUGCAGCUGUCGGUGAAGACCUUCCAGCCCGACAGCUCGGCGGUGGUGCACCAGUCCCUGCAGGAGGUCAGCGAGCCGCUCACCACGGCCGCCAAGCACCGCUCGGCGUUGGCCAAGAGACACAGCAUGGAGGUGAUCAGCAGCAUGAGGGCCGGGGGCAACAUGGAGGCCAUGGUGAUGAAGGGCUUGAACGCUCCUCUGCAUCGGAGGAACACUCUCCGGGAGCACGUGAUGCCUCCUCACCCGCAUCUCCCUCCAGCCGUAGACCUGCCAGGACCCGUCCCGGCCCAGCAGGAGGAGCCGCCUGCUCCCGUCACCUAUCAGCAUCAAAAAACUCUCUCCAACGCCACCAUGCUCAUCCACAGCAGUGAGAGCGAGGAAGAGGAGGAGGAGGAGGAAGAGGAGGAGGAAAGGCCUGAGCUUGAUGUUCAAAUCCCGGGUCUUAACGAGGACAUCAGCAUCAGCGCCCAGUUGCAGGCCGCCUUGGCCAAACUGCCCAACAAACCCCCUCCGGAGUACCCCGGUCCUCCCAGACCCCCCAGUAUCCUUUCCAGUCACAGUCACAGCCACGCUCACCACCACACCACCGCGCCGCACGGAAGCCACGGGUUCACGGACCCGAACCAGGCCCAGGUUGCCAGGGAUGGCGACCCUGAAACUGGCGGCGGCGGCGGCGGGACUCUGACGCGAGGCGAGCAGGGCGGGCUGAACGGGAACCUUUUGGGGCCCUCCAUCUCAGAACCAGACCUGACCAGCGUGAAGGAGAGGGUGAGGAAGGAGCCGGUGAAGGAGAGGCCCGUGUCCGAGAUGUUCUCUUUGGAGGACAGCAUCGUGGAGAGGGAAAUAGCGCAGAGGACGCUGGAGAGACAGAAGAUGUCCGUGGACUCCAUGAAGAGACCCCUGAUGAUGGCGGCCCUCAAUGGCCUCUACGUGGCCCGCAUGCCCGUCCCGGAGUGUCCUUCGGAGGACGGCGCCAAGGCUGCCACUGAUGAGCGGUGUAAGACGUUGGAGCUCAAGCUGGAAGAGGAGAGGGUCUUCACCGAGUACGAGCAGGUUCCCAAAAAGAGGGCGGACAGCACCCUGACCACGGCGACCCUCCCGGAAAACGCGGAACGCAACCGAUUCCGCGACGUUGUGCCGUACGAGGAGAACCGCGUGGAGCUGGUGCCCAACAAGGAGAACAACACGGGCUACAUCAACGCCUCGCAUAUCAAGGUGACCAUCAGAGGGGAGGAGUGGACCUACAUCGCCACCCAGGGCCCGCUCGCCAACACCUGUGCCGACUUCUGGCAGAUGGUCUGGGAGCAGGGGGUCAGCGUCAUCGCUAUGGUUACGGCCGAGGAGGAGGGCGGCAGGCCCAAGAGUCACCGCUAUUGGCCCAAACUGGGCUCCAAGCACAACUCGGCCACGCACGGCAAGUUCAAGGUGACCACCAAGUUCCGCACCGACUCGGGGUGCUACGCCACCACGGGGUUAAAGGUCAAACACCUGCUGUCGGGCCAGGAGAGGACCGUGUGGCACCUGCAGUACACCGACUGGCCCGAGCAGGGCUGCCCCGAAUACGUCCAGGGCUUCCUCUCCUACCUGGAGGAGAUCCAAUCUGUGAGGAGACACACCAACUCCAUGUUGGACACCUCCAAGAGCCUCAACCCCCCGGUGGUGGUGCACUGCAGCGCGGGGGUGGGCCGCACGGGGGUGGUCAUCCUCACUGAGCUCAUGAUCAGCUGUCUGGAGCACAAUGAGCCCGUGGAGGUGCCCACCAUGUUGUCAGGUCUUAGGCAGCAGAGGAUGCUGAUGGUCCAGACCAUCUCACAGUACAAGUUUGUGUACCAGGUCCUCAUUCAGUUCCUUAAGAACUCCCGUCUCAUUUAGCUCCGUCAUGUUGUUGGAGAGUCUAGGCCAGGGGUGUCAAACUCAUUUUAGACUAGGAAAAAGAUCCACUCCCAAGUGGGCCCAAACUGGCGAAAUCACGGCACGAUAACUUCAAAAUAAAUACAACUUCACAUUGAUUAUUUUUCUUUAAAAUUCAGAACAACAUUCUGAAAAUGUACAAAUUGUAAUUGAUGCGGUUAAUAGUAUUCUACCUUUAUUCGUCGUUAUUUAUACUUUCUGAAUAAAUGAUGUGAUAAUGUUGAUUAGUCAAAUCAUUGGUUUCAAUUUUAAAAAUCAAAUUACAGGAUAUUAUUUAUGUAGUUUGCUCAUUUUCCUCGACUGGUGCACUAACGUCCUUUAUUUUGUAAAUAUGUAGCAUCCUCUCCAAAGAGUUGCUAUUGCGACAUCUAGUGGACACAUUUAGAACAGCAGUUGGUUUCAUUUAAAAUUCUUGGCUCAUUUUCAUACUUGGCAAAGUCAUCCCGCUGGCCGGGUAAAACUGUUCCCAUGUUUGACACCCCUGUUGUAGGCCUUUCAGUAAGAUUCCACAGUACCUGCGUUACAACCCGCCAAUACCCGUGUAAAAUAUUAUAAAAUAUUAUGGGAAGAAAAAAUAUAUGUCCACUAAUCACAUUAGCGUGUUAAUUCAUGGAUUUAUCAAGUCCUCUAAAUUAAUGAUCAAACCCUGCUUUCACAUCUUUUACUGUACAAACCCUGUUUCCAUAUGAGUUGGGAAAUUGUGUUAGAUGUAAAUAUAAACAGAAUACAAUGAUUUGCAAAUCCUUUUCAACCCAUAUUCAGUUGAAUAUGCUACAAAGACAACAUAUUUGAUGUUCAAACUCAUAAACUUUAUUUUUUUUUGCAAAUAAUAAUUAAUUUAUAAUUUAAUGGCUGCAACACGUGCCAAAGUAGUUGGGAAAGGGCAUGUUCACCACUGUGUUACAUCACCUUUUCUUUUAACAACACUCAAUAAAUGUUUGGGAACUGAGGAAACUAAUUGUUGGAGCUUCGAAAGUGGAAUUCUUUCCCAUUCUUGUUUUAUGUAGAGCUUCAGUCCUUCAACAGUCCGGGGUCUCUGCUGUCGUAUUUUACGCUUCAUAAUGCACCACACAUUAUUAUUGGGAGACAGGUCUGGACUGCAGGCGGGCCAGGAAAGUACCCACACUCUUUUUUUAUGAAGCCACGCUGUUGUAAUACGUGCUGAAUGUGGCUUGGCAUUGUCUUGCUGAAAUAAGCAGGGGCGUCCAUGAAAAAGACGGCGCUUAGAUGGCAGCAUAUGUUGUUCCAAAACCUGUAUGUACCUUUCAGCAUUAAUGGUGACUACACAGAUGUGUAAGUUACCCAUGCCUUGGGCACUAAUGCACCCCCAUACCAUCACAGAUGCUGGCUUGUCAACUUUGCGUCAAAAACAGUCUGGAUGGUUCGCUUCCCCUUUGGUCCGGAUGACACUAUGUCGAAUAUUUCCAAAAACAAUUUGAAAUGUGGACUCGGCAGACCACAGAACACUUUUCCACUUUGCAUCAGUCCAUCUUGAUCUCGGGCCCAGAGAAGCGGGCGGCGUUUCUGGAUGUUGUUGAUAAAUGGCUUUCGCUUUGCUUAGUAGAGCUUUAACUUGCACUUACAGAUGCAGCGACGAACUGUAUUUAGUGACAUUGGUUUUCUGAAGUGUUCCUGAGCCCAUGUGGUGAUAUCCUUUAGAGAUUGAUGUCGGUUUUUGAUACAGUGCCGUCAGAGGGUUCAAAGGUCACGGUCAUUCAAUGUUGGUUUCCGGCCAUGCCGCUUACGUGGAGUGAUUUCUCCAGAUUCUCUGACCUUUUAAUGAUAUUAUGGAGCGUAGAUGUUGAAAUCUCUAAAUUUCUUGCAAUUGCACUUUGAGAAACGUUGUUCUUAAACUGUUUGACUAUUUGCUCACGCAGUUGUGGACAAAGGGGUGUACCUCGCCCCAUCCUUUCUUGUGAAAGACUGAGCUUUUUUUGGGAAGCUGUUUUUAUACCCAAUCAUGGCACCCACCUGUUCCCAAUUAACCUGUUCAAAAUAAGUGUUUGAUGAGCAUUCCUCAACAUUAACAGUAUUUAUUGCCACCUUUCCCAACUUCUUCGUCACGUAUUGCUGGCAUCAAAUUCUAAAGUUAAUGAUUGUUUGCACAAAAAAAUUUUUUUAUGAGUUUGAACAUCAAAUAUGUUGUCUUUGUAGCAUAUUCAACUGAAUAUGGGUUGAAAAGGAUUUGCAAAUCAUUGUAUUCUGUUUAUAUUUACAUCGAACACAAUUUCCCAACUCAUAUGGAAACGGGGUUUGUAUUUCUGUUAACAUUUAACAACAACUACAUUUCAAUAAUAAUUACCUGAGAUGCAAUUGUUUUGAAACACCUGUCGGACUCACAUGUAAAUACUGUAUCUUUGUGCCGACAUCCACACGCCUAUUUUGUUUUGUUUCUAACCUCCAAAGAUGGAAUCUGGAAAUCAGCAUCUAUUAAUAUUAUUUGUCUCGUUGUGAGAGUAAGGCUUCCAACGGUCUAACUUCCUCUCAGGAACGAGAAAGCUGAUAUUUGGGUUUGGUUUUUGAAGGAAAAAAACCAAACAAUGAUUGAUUAAAAUGAUCCUUCUGUACAUACAAUAAUGGACCUGCGUGACAAGACUUUUUAUACCUUUGCUGACUUGGUACUCCCAAAUACCGCGACCUGUUAAACUAUGCAUGCUUUUUAAGAUAUUUUCAUUGUAUAUAUAAACAUAUAUAUAAAUAUAUUCUCAGAUUUAUAUAAGCUUCCUGCUCUCUUUACAUUCAAGUGUUUUAUUGCACUUCUAUGUCACGCAGCAUUCCACUCUUUGUUCAUAUUUAAUCCCCCCCUUUUUUUUUUUUGCUAAACCUCACCCUUUACAAAAGAGAUGUGUACAUAUAUUUUGUAUAUGUGUUUCCACUGCAUUCCCCUUACUCAAACAUGUACUUGCUUUUUAAGCAAUAAAGCCUUAUUUUCUUUAA
Molecule: messenger RNA, 7247 nt
Organism: Nerophis ophidion (straightnose pipefish)
Lineage: Eukaryota; Metazoa; Chordata; Actinopteri; Syngnathiformes; Syngnathidae
Product: tyrosine-protein phosphatase non-receptor type 14-like
Exons: 20
Coding region: 534-4271 (1245 amino acids)
Biological process (GO): lymphangiogenesis; protein dephosphorylation
Cellular component (GO): cytoskeleton
Molecular function (GO): protein tyrosine phosphatase activity
Source: RefSeq, a predicted model, not a curated record